Molecule: messenger RNA, 664 nt
Organism: Phacochoerus africanus (Common warthog)
Lineage: Eukaryota; Metazoa; Chordata; Mammalia; Artiodactyla; Suidae
Product: keratin-associated protein 2-3-like
Exons: 1
Coding region: 58-411 (117 amino acids)
Cellular component (GO): keratin filament
Source: RefSeq, a predicted model, not a curated record
CCUGAGAACCCUGCGCUCCUCUCACCACCUCCACCCGCCUCAGCCCCAGGCACCACCAUGACCGGCUCCUGCUGCGCCCAGCCCUGCUGCCAGCGCGACCCCUGCUGCUGCCGCCCCGUGUCCUGCCAGACCACCGUGUGCCGCCCCGUGACCUGCGCGCCCCGCUACACGCGCUCCAUCUGCGAGCCCUGCCGCCGCCCUGUCUGCUGCGACCCGUGCAGCCUGCAGGAGGGCUGCUGCCGCCCCAUCACCUGCUGCCCCUCGUCCUGCCAGGCCGUGGUCUGCCGCCCGUGCUGCUGGGCCACCCCGUGCUGCCGGCCGGUGUCGGUGCAGUCCCCGUGCUGCCGCCCGCCCUGCUGCCAGCCCGCCCCCUGCCGCACCGUCUGCAGGACCUUCCCCUCUUGCUGCUGAGCCACGCACGGACUGCCAGGAGCAAACAACCAACCUUCUGCAAAAGUUCUACUCUCAUUUCUCUACCUGACAAACUUCCUGCCCUGAACCAUCAAGACCCCAAAUCACCCAGGAGUUGAAAAAGAUCCAGAUUCAUCCAUUAAGCCUUGGGCUGUUCUCAAGGAACAGCAACAACUUCCUUCUUCCCCUCUGAGAUCUUAAGUCUUGCAGCAUGAUCGUUUUCUAAUAAACUUCUCUUUUUUUGGCCUGGCAA